AUGCACGUUAGCAAUUGGAAACUACUCGGUCUGUGCCUCUGUUGGUGCCUGGAGCUGGGCUCUACGCAAAACUCUAGCCAUGUCGUCUGGGAGCCAAGUGGAACUACGAAUAAACGUGAGGUGGCCAAUCGAUUGGAUUACGCUGGCACCAAUAUAGCCAAGAGUUAUGAUCCACCACCGGAAUUUUAUAGAGGACCGGGCACUACUGUCACCAGCUCCGGCUCCAGUUCCAGCACCGUUUCGGGCACCUCGGGCUUAGGCAGCGCCCAGCUGGGCAGCGUGGGUGAAUCGCUGAGCGAGGCCUACAACAAGUGGCGGCAGAGCGCGGGACAGCAUGAUCGCAUCAGCGUGGGUCAUUAUGGUGGCGGCGCAGGUCAGGCAGCGCAUAUACAAACGCCACACGGACAUGCCAGCUACGCCUACGAAGGACAUCCCUAUGAAUAUGCCGGCGUAGCUGCUGGUCACGGCGGCUACUAUGGCGGCAGCAGUGCAGAAUCGGGCAUACCCUUCGAUGUCUAUGGCUCACGGCCAGUUCAUGGCAGUCAUCAUCAGGUGCAUUAUCCCGGACCUAGUGCUGGCGGCGGCAGUGAGUAUGCCUACUUGGAGUCACACGAACUGGCCAGUCACAAAGGGCCGCCGGAGCUGUCACAGAAGGCGCUGCUAGCCAAAAGUUUUCUCAUACCUUUAGCCAGCGCUGCGGUCUUGGGCAUUGCGGCUGCUUUGGUCAGUAAUCCGCUGCUGCUGCAGCUGGGCACAGUUUCGGGCUUAGGUGGCGGAUUCGUGCCGGCUGUGGGCAAACCUGGGCAAUAA
Messenger RNA from Drosophila hydei, 810 nucleotides. RefSeq lists its product as uncharacterized. The record is from RefSeq and is a predicted model, not a curated record. The coding region runs from base 1 to 810 and encodes 269 amino acids. NCBI's taxonomy places the organism in Eukaryota, Metazoa, Arthropoda, Insecta, Diptera, Drosophilidae. The transcript is spliced from 3 exons.